Molecule: messenger RNA, 120 nt
Organism: Fusarium pseudograminearum CS3096
Lineage: Eukaryota; Fungi; Ascomycota; Sordariomycetes; Hypocreales; Nectriaceae
Exons: 3
Coding region: 1-120 (39 amino acids)
Source: RefSeq, a predicted model, not a curated record
AUGCUGCUGACCCCUCUUUUGGUCGGCAGCUUAAAGCUAUUCCUAGUUGAGAUCCUUCUAGUCAUGUCCUUCAGUUUAAUAGCUUGCCCCCUGCCCUACAGUUAUAAACUAAUAGACUAA